Messenger RNA from Dichomitus squalens LYAD-421 SS1, 1363 nucleotides. RefSeq lists its product as uncharacterized. The record is from RefSeq and is a predicted model, not a curated record. Lineage: Eukaryota; Fungi; Basidiomycota; Agaricomycetes; Polyporales; Polyporaceae. The coding region runs from base 77 to 727 and encodes 216 amino acids. The transcript is spliced from 6 exons.
GCCCCGUCUCUGAGCCCUUUCCCUUCGCUCAUUCUUCCGGCACGCACCGCUCGUCGCACCUCCGCCCGCUGUCACUAUGAAGUCCGUCUCUACUGCCGUUGUCGCCGCCGCCCUGCUUGUUGCAGGUGUGAGCGCUCAGUUCCAGAUCAACACUCCUAACCCCCCUACCCAGUGUGUUCCCGUUCAGCUCACCUGGUCUGGCGGUAACCCUCCCUACUUCCUGGUUAUCACUCCUGGCGGCCAACCUGGUGCCGCCGCUCUCCAGCAGUACUCCGGCCUCACGGGCACCUCGUUCACCUGGCCGACCAACAUCACCUCUGGUACCUCCAUCGGUUUCACUCUGACUGACUCUACUGGUGCAACGGCUCAGAGUGCGCCUGUCACUAUCAACCCCGGCCCCGACAGCAGCUGCUUGAACGGCGGCUCGGCCUCGUCGUCCGCCUCAGGUGCCACCAGCGGCGCCAGCACCAGCGCGACUGCCCCUGUCACUUCUGCUAGCGGUGCUACUUCUGCCAGCGGCACUACGUCUGGUGCUGCAACUACCGCUGGCAGCUCGAAGCCCGCUUCUGGUACCACCUCUGGCUCCGCUAGUGGUACUGCCAGCCACGCUUCGUCCUCGUCGUCGUCGACUGCCACUGCCGGAGCCGGCAACGGCGCGUUCUCCAACAUUGCGUCUGCAGGCCUCGUCGGUAUCGUUGGUGCCAUUGCCGCCGCGAUCCUCGCUUGAGUGCACGACGCAUCUGUGAGCUCUCGUCUCGCGGAUCGACCUUGGAGACCCAAAACACGAGUAGAAUACAUCCCUGACUUUCGGUGCUUCGAACUGCAUGCCCAAGAGACUUUCCCCCCGGCCACCCCUGGUCGUAGCCCACCCUCCUUGUACGCGUACGGUAUUCCCCCUUUACCUUGCUCAUACCUCUCGACCAUCUCAUACCGCUACCAAUAUCUCCUCACGCGUUGACGUUGUAGUGUUUUCUUCCUCCCCGGCUUUUGUUGUAUAGCUUGGCUUUAGCUAGCUUCUUCUACAUGGUCUGGUGGCCGUCUGGCCCCGUGCAGACGGUCUGCUUCCUGUCCCUUGUAUCUCCGGCUUGUGCGUUACCCAGAUAGUAGCUAGUUUAGUACCUAGUCUUCCACCCUAAACACCUUUUCUGGACUCCCGUGCGUAUUAGUGCUUGCGUGGUGUGGCUGUUGUCUUGGGGACGAUGCAACAGCUGUGGGGAACCAGAUCUGACGAGCUGGAGUAUGUAACCCGCUUCUACUGGUCAAGCUCGUCCGCGGACAGUGUCCACUGCCUGAUAUACGCUUGUGUUUGUGCUCCUGGAGUCGGAUUACAGCUAACUGCAUGCAAAAACAGAGAGCGUUUGGG